Molecule: messenger RNA, 571 nt
Organism: Gilbertella persicaria
Lineage: Eukaryota; Fungi; Mucoromycota; Mucoromycetes; Mucorales; Choanephoraceae
Exons: 1
Coding region: 69-401 (110 amino acids)
Source: RefSeq, a predicted model, not a curated record
CGUUUUCUUGUCCUACCUCGAAUACAAUAUAAAUAAAUACUUUUUUUGUUUUUUUUCUCUCUUCAACAAUGACGCCAACCAUGGAUCAUGUAGUAUCACAUUAUAUCUUCUCAAGUCAUCCACGUAACAAGGCCAUUGUUGACAUUAAAAAUAAAAAGACGGGCCAACUUUGCUUUAUUAAAAUCAGGCACCGACUCUCCAAGUUUUAUGCUGUCAGUCUAGUGGAUCCAGUUACAUUUGAGGCCUCUGUUGAAAUACAGGCACCCAGCGCCACGUCUCGAGUUAAACCAAUGACACUUCAUUUCGACAACAAGACAGAUAUCUUGAUUGAUUUUCGUGAAACAGCUCGUCUUGGUUUUGAAUGGAGUUUUGAAUGGGAAGGAGAAAAGUAUCGAUGGUAAAAUGGGUGUUUGAAUAUAAUAGAAGUACACUGAUGCGUUUCUAUUAGGAUGCGUCAAAGUAGAAUGAGUCAAAUACUUGAAUGCAAAGCCAUACGAAAGACAGGUUAAAAAAACAAUACGAAAUAAGGGUACUAACCAUGUCUGCAUAGGUGAUAUUUGUGUGGCUCAAU